UGGCAUUCUCCUGACAGGAAAUUUUCUCCCUUCCAAAAGUUGUCGGGCACGGUGCCCGCUCCUCUCGAUCUCCCGGGCAUCCAGCCCACCGCCUCACCGCCCCGCCCUCCACUUCUAGGCCAUGGAGCCAGAGCUAGCGACUCAGAAGCAGCCCCAGCUGCGGAGGCGAAGCCGCCGGGCCUCUGGGCUCAGUACGUCAGGCGCCACUGAGCCUUCGGCCAACACCCCUAAGCCGGGGGCAGAUCCCGACAAGAGAUACUCCCUUCGGAGAGGUAGCUCCUUCACAUUUUUAACACCUGGCCCCCACUGGGACUUCUCUUUGAAAAGAAAACGAAGAGAGAAAGAUGAUGAUGUUGUAAGCCUCUGCAGCCUUGAUCUUAAGGACUUUCAGAGAAGCCCUGUUGCCUUCCCUCUGCUUCUUGCAUAA
Loxodonta africana (African savanna elephant) is the source of this 427-nucleotide messenger RNA. Its product is annotated as neuroepithelial cell-transforming gene 1 protein-like. The record is from RefSeq and is a predicted model, not a curated record. The coding region runs from base 122 to 427 and encodes 101 amino acids. Lineage: Eukaryota; Metazoa; Chordata; Mammalia; Proboscidea; Elephantidae. The transcript has 4 exons.